CCGCGGUCUCUAAGCAGGUCGCCACGGGCUGGCACGCGCCACUCUCGUCCCAGAGUAAAUAAGGGACCGAGCGCGACUCUCCAGAGCACCGUAAAUAGAGUCCGAGUGGGCGGGGAGCAGCCCGGCACCGCCUGCUCAUGUCGCUGCAGAGCCAAGUGUCUGGCCGCCUGGCACAGCUGCGCGUGGCGGGGCAGCUGCUGGUCUCCCCGCGCCCCUGGCCCGGCCGCUCGGCGGGUGGCCCGCGGCCCCGUGGCAGUGCGUACGGUCCCCUGGUGGCGCUGGGCCAGCACGGCUACUGCGCGUGGCCUUCGGCGGGAGUUGGGGCGUGGGGGGCGGCAGGGCGUGGAGCCUGGGUGCGCACCUGGGCCCCCCUGGCCAUGGCCGCGAAGGUGGACCUGAGCACCUCCACCGACUGGAAGGAGGCCAAAUCCUUUCUGAAGAGCCUGAGUGACAAGCAGAGGGAGGAAUAUUACUUCUGCAAGGAUUUCGUUAAGCUGAAGAAGAUCCCCACAUGGAAGGAGACAGCAAAAGGGCUGGCUGGGAAGGUGGAGAACCCCAAGUAUAAGAAGGACAAGCAGCUGAAUGAGAAAAUCUCCCUGUUCCGUGGGGACAUCACCAAGCUGGAGGUGGAUGCCAUUGUCAACGCUGGUCCCAGCCCCUCAUUCCUGUGGAUCUGGAUUCCUGAGCUGGAGCCGACACCCGGCUGGCUGGGGCCCAAGCCAUCUCCUGCCAACAACUCCCUGCUUGGAGGCGGAGGGGUGGAUGGCUGCAUUCAUCGGGCCGCGGGAUCCCUCCUCACGGACGAAUGCCGCACCCUGCAGAACUGCGAGACCGGCAAAGCCAAGAUCACUUGCGGCUAUCGGCUGCCAGCUAAGCAUGUCAUCCACACGGUGGGGCCCAUCGCCGUGGGCCAACCCACUGCCAGCCAGGCGGCUGAACUCCGCAGCUGCUACUUGAGCAGCCUGGACCUGCUGCUGGAGCACCGGCUGCGCUCGGUGGCUUUCCCAUGCAUCUCCACAGGCGUGUUUGGCUACCCCAAUGAGGAGGCUGCGGAGGUAGUGCUAGCUACGCUGCGGGAAUGGCUGGAGCAGCACAAGGACAAGGUGGAUCGGCUCAUCAUCUGUGUGUUCCUGGAGAAGGACGAGGGCAUUUACCGGGAGCGCCUGCCCCAUUAUUUCCCAGUAGCCUGAGGCUCCCACUGCCCACCCUGAACAGGACUGACCCACCUGGGCCUGGAGGACCUCGCUCUCAGCUCUGAGAGGUCUCAGAAGCCUACAACUUGUUCCAGCCUGGCCACAGCGGGGUUCUGCCCUCACCCCCAGCCUGUCCUGCCCUGCCUUUAAGAAGCCUCCUAAUAAAGCUGUCUGGCUCAGCCCUCA
Messenger RNA from Rattus rattus (black rat), 1379 nucleotides. It is a transcript of the gene Macrod1, whose product is annotated as mono-ADP ribosylhydrolase 1. The record is from RefSeq and is a predicted model, not a curated record. Gene Ontology annotation, molecular function: ADP-ribosylglutamate-[protein] hydrolase activity. The coding region runs from base 138 to 1190 and encodes 350 amino acids. The transcript has 12 exons. Gene Ontology annotation, biological process: peptidyl-glutamate ADP-deribosylation; DNA damage response; purine nucleoside metabolic process. NCBI's taxonomy places the organism in Eukaryota, Metazoa, Chordata, Mammalia, Rodentia, Muridae. Gene Ontology annotation, cellular component: nucleoplasm.